CAACAAUCCAUGCCGACCAUGUCGUUGGAGCUGGAUACGCUGGAUGUCGUGAACGCGACACUACUAGCGGGCGCAAUUAGCAGCCCUAACCAAGCCACCACUGACACCAAUAAUGCGGCGCACAAAACCCCCUCAACUCCUGAGCAGCGGGCAGGGCAUCAACCCUCCAAGUCUACGAUCGCAUGGACCAUGUUAUCCCUCUGCCUGUCUGUCAUGUUAUCCGCUCUUGACCUAACGAUCGUCACCACCGCAGUGCCAGCCAUUGUGAGCACUUUCAAGUCCGCUGCCGGAUACACCUGGGUGGGAAGCGCUUAUACGCUGGCCUAUGCAUCGAUCACCCCUGUGUGGGGAUCUGUCGCCGAUAUAUGGGGCCGAAAGCCCAUAAUGUUGAUUAGCGUUGCUAUAUUCCUCGUUGGUAGUCUCCUCUGUGCACUCGCUCCCCACAUGAAUGCGUUGCUUGUCGGGCGUGCAGUUCAGGGAUUGGGGGCCUCUGGUAUGGGAAUCAUGGUGAAUAUCAUUGUCAGUGAUAUGUUCUCGUUGCGUGAUCGAGGGCUAUACCUUGCUAUCACGUCGCUUGUGUGGGCAGUGGGAAGUACCGUCGGUCCGGUAUUGGGAGGGGUUUUUGUGACGAAAUUGAGUUGGAGGUGGUGCUUUUGGAUCAAUUUGCCAGUCGGAGCAAUUUCCUUUACCGUCUUAUUAAUCUGCUUGAAAGUCCCAAACCCCAAGACCCCCAUCGCAGCCGGGUUAAAAGUCAUCCACUGGACAGGAAGUCUACUCAUCAUCGGCGGAGCAUUAAUGAUCCUCCUGGCGUUAGACUUCAGCGACGUAGUCUACUCCUGGUCAUCUGCCACCGUGAUCUGUCUCCUCGUUUUCGGAACAGUAGUAAUGGGCCUCUUCAUCGUGAACGAGUGGAAGCUCGCCACGAACCCCAUAAUCCCCUUCUGGCUAUUUGCAUCACCAUCCAGGGCAGCCCCCUACGUCGUGUUCGCCUGCAACUCCUAUGUCUUUAUCGGACUAGCUUACUACCUCCCCCUCUACGCACAAUCUGUAUUAGGAGCAACAGCCCUAACUUCAGGACUCUAUCUCCUCCCCCUAAUCGUCUCCUGCUCCCUCGCAGCCGCAGCCGCAGGGAUCUUCAUGCAACAAACCGGCAAAUACCUCCCAGUGAUGUACAUAGCCCAGGUUCUACUAGUCCUCGGCUCUGGACUCCUGAUCGGUCUACACUUCGAGACCAACAUCACCAGACUCAUCAUCUUCCAAGCUCUGGCAGGGGUCGGAGUAGGAAUGAAUAUCGAAGCCCCGAUACUUGCUGCUCAAGCUGCCACCACCGUCCGGGAUACAGCGGCAGUGACUGCGACGAUGGGGUUUGUUCGGUCGCUGGCUACGGCCGUGUCGGUGGUGAUUGGGGGUGUUGUAUUUCAGAAUCAGAUGAAUGCGGUUAAUGGGGAUUUGGCUGAGCAGAUUGGUGUCCAGCUGGCGGGGAAAUUUAAUGGCGAUUUGGCAUCGUCGAAUGUGGAGCUCAUUGGGAGUCUGGAGGGGGAUCAACAGGUCUUGGUUCGGAAGACGUACUUUGGGGCUCUGAGAACGGUGUGGAUUAUGUAUGUUGCGUUUGCUGGGCUGGCAUCUCUCCUUAGUCUGUUUGUUCGGGCUCAUGAUCUUAGGAGUGAGAGUGAGGGUGCGGUGUUGGGGGCAGAACGUGGACAGACUGUCCGUCAGUCAGGCAACGAUGGGACUGGAAGUGUCGGGAUAGUUGAAGCUGAUUGAUGAUAGUCGAGUAUUUUGAUGAGUCUAGCCGGGGAGAUUAGAGGAGUGGCAAGAUAUAUUUCGAGUCUAGAGUUUCAAUCAACCGACAACAGCGGUUGUUGCAAGCCACAACUAGGUUGAAUUCGAG
Molecule: messenger RNA, 1891 nt
Organism: Aspergillus sclerotioniger CBS 115572
Lineage: Eukaryota; Fungi; Ascomycota; Eurotiomycetes; Eurotiales; Aspergillaceae
Product: MDR family MFS transporter
Exons: 4
Coding region: 10-1764 (584 amino acids)
Biological process (GO): transmembrane transport
Molecular function (GO): transmembrane transporter activity
Source: RefSeq, a predicted model, not a curated record